AUGAAAUUUAGGUGGGAUCCACCUCGUGGAAUGGCGAAAAAUGUGCAAUCAAGAGCCAUGUACGGUGCUGACGUCAUGCUUCAAUGGACUGGUAAAGAGGAAAAGGAAGUGCAGCCGACCCUGCUGGAGUUCAACUUCAUGCCCGAUUGUGAACGUGCAAUCAACUACUAUCCGGAAUUUGCUGACACUGUCUUCCGCACGCUCUUCAUGAACGAAAUCAACACAAAGCUUGUGACCGAGAUUUAG
This is a messenger RNA of Ostertagia ostertagi, 246 nucleotides long. NCBI's taxonomy places the organism in Eukaryota, Metazoa, Nematoda, Chromadorea, Rhabditida, Trichostrongylidae. The record is from the annotation of a GenBank genome assembly.